AUGCCAUUGUUGUCCGCGCUUCAGUAUCGUCUAGUUGAGUCUAGACCAACUCACGAUCUUAUAAGCAAGCAUUUUGUCAGGGAAUCGGAGGCAUCCGAUCUUCCAAAAAAUGCCUCAGGCGGAAUCGAAAAUUCGACCUCUCCGCUAAGUGGUGAUGAGGCUCGCGAAUUUUACCUCAGCUUGUUCGAUGAUCAAAGGACACAGCUAGGAUCUCAGAAUGCCUCUUCUUGGACACAGUCGUCAUGUUCGCGCAACUGUGACCCCAUGUCCCGGUCUCAUGUGUCUUCCCUUCACCACCAAGUUUCCGUCCUAUUUAAUGAGCCGAUUCGACCAUCUCCAUUACUUAUUCCUCCAUCAAAUCGAGGAUACAAAAUACUUCGACACUUGGGAUGGACCGACUUCGCCGUUAUGGAUAUCUCUGUCGGUUCUGUUGAUGCAGGAUCAAUCGAUGCUGGUGGACUUGGUCGGCGGGGCCAAGGACGCCGUUUGCCCAUAGCAACGGUGCUCAAACGCGACAGAUUAGGAUUGGGCGCUACCGUAAAGAAUCGCCCCCGUAUUACACACUUUGCUCCAAACGACGUAAAGGCUGUCGAUAGUGAGUCUCCUCCGUUGAGGAAAAAAUGCCCGUUGCGUAUAAAUAAGCGAUUACAGGUGAACCGCAACAAGGCAGAUAGGUUGAAAGAAAUUCGUUUUCGCCAUGAAUUCUACUUCGAUGAUGAUCAGUUACAGAUACUCUACAACGAGAUCACCCACCCUUUGUGA
Hydatigera taeniaeformis is the source of this 762-nucleotide messenger RNA. Lineage: Eukaryota; Metazoa; Platyhelminthes; Cestoda; Cyclophyllidea; Taeniidae. The record is from the annotation of a GenBank genome assembly.